GUCGCUGUGUAAUGUUAUCGCUCGUUGUGUAUUUUACAUUUUGUUAUUACUUAUUAAUAAUAAUAUUUUAACGUUAGUAUUUUUUCGUAUUCGUUAGCUGGAAAGUACAAUUACCUACAAGUCUACAAUUUGCAAGGACCAUCAGAAAAUAUUUUAACUUCCACCGACAAAAUUUCAGCCUUUCAAGAAAAAAUGUCCGUGUGGUGUGCAAACUUGGAUAAAGGGAAUACAACUAUGUUUCCACUGUUUACGGGCCAGGAAAACUCCAGUCCUACCGUUCUAAAAAUCAUACGAAGUCACUUACAGACUUUACAAAUGUCUAUGAAACAUUAUUUUCCAGACUUAAACGUUGAACACUACGACUGGAUUCGGAACCCUUUUACUUCCAUGAUACAAACAGAUGACUGUGAGGUACAACAGGAAGCAGUGGAAUUGAAGAACGACCGAACGCUUCUAGUUAAGUUUAAUGAGGUCACGCUAGACAGCUUUUGGGUGGCUCUUAACAAUGAAUACCCUCGAUUAUCGAAAAAGGCUAUUGAAGUGCUCCUUCAGUUUUCUACGUCUUGGUUAUGUGAGCAUGGCUUUAGUGCACUAACAAAUAUAAAAACAAAAAAACGCAACAGACUCACAAAAACAACUAUAGAAGACGAUAUGAGACUCGCUCUUUCCACCAUCAACCCUAGGAUUCCCCAACUUUGUAAAAAACACCAGGGUCAAAUUUCACAUUAAAUUUAUAUAAAUCAUUAUUUUUUUUUUAACUUUUAUUUUUUUCUGUACUGUAUUUUUUUUUUUUAAUAAAAGAAUAAUUUUAAUAAAUACA
Molecule: messenger RNA, 820 nt
Organism: Metopolophium dirhodum (rose-grain aphid)
Lineage: Eukaryota; Metazoa; Arthropoda; Insecta; Hemiptera; Aphididae
Product: zinc finger BED domain-containing protein 5-like
Exons: 2
Coding region: 193-729 (178 amino acids)
Molecular function (GO): protein dimerization activity
Source: RefSeq, a predicted model, not a curated record